Neopelma chrysocephalum (saffron-crested tyrant-manakin) is the source of this 1010-nucleotide messenger RNA. RefSeq lists its product as uncharacterized. The record is from RefSeq and is a predicted model, not a curated record. The annotation marks the transcript as partial. Lineage: Eukaryota; Metazoa; Chordata; Aves; Passeriformes; Pipridae. The transcript has 5 exons.
UCCAACCCUUCCUCGGGCACAGAGUCGGUGCCGAGCCCCCGGACCCGCAGCCAGCUCCUGGCCAGCACCGUGGAAUGGUGCAACCUGACCCUGCAGUGCCAGGGCUCCGGGAAAGGCGCCGUGAACGUCACCUGGAAGCGCGACAGCCUCACCGGGGACCUGAUCCCCGACCGCCACCAGCUGUCCCCGGACGGGACCACCCUGAGGGUCAACCUGCCCCCCACGGCCGCCAACGUCACCUACGCCUGCACCGUCAGCAACCCCGCCGACCAAAAAGUCGCCCUGUUCGACCUGCAAACCAUCUGCCAGGGCGGAGGGGGAACAACGUCCUUCUCCACCUCGGGGUACAUCGUGCUGACCCUCAUCCUGCUGGCCGUGAGCCUGGGGGGGGCCUUCUGGUGCUGGAGGAUGAACAGCGAGAAGGCAUCGGAUCCAGCCACCACCCCCACGGUGGCCGCCGAGGAAAGCCCGUCGGAGCCCCAGUACACCGACAUCGUGUGCCGGAGCCCCCCGGAAGGUAAUGACCAGGGCCCGAGUCACCCCGAGAAUAACCAGGAGCAGAGCUCGCCGCAGAAAGCACCGGCGGCCGCCCCCGGCGAGGAGCAGCAGCAGCAGGGCCAGGCAGCGCCAGGGGACACGGCCGAGGAGGCACCCGCAGGGCCGGAGCGCCGGGAUCUCCUGGAAGGGCUGUAAAAGUGCGUCGUGUGCCAAAUCCCAACCCAAAUCCAGCCCCCCCCCGUUUCGGCUCCGGGAUCGGGAGGCUCCACCGCGGGACUUUCAACCGGAUGGACCCCCUUCCCCACCCACCCGCCCGCCCGCCCCCUCCUCCGGUUCAUCCCCAACCUCCUUCCCCGGUGCCCUCCGAGACUGUUUUUGGGGAGCGCGAUCCCGGACCGAGGAGGUGGCGGCGGAGCUGGGGGGGGGUCCCUCCGUGGUGUGUCCCCCCCACCUCGGGAUGCUCCAGGAUGGGGGAAAACCCCGGGAUUCGCCUCCCCCGGGACUUGGCCGGG